This is a messenger RNA of Harpegnathos saltator (Jerdon's jumping ant), 1307 nucleotides long. RefSeq lists its product as uncharacterized. NCBI's taxonomy places the organism in Eukaryota, Metazoa, Arthropoda, Insecta, Hymenoptera, Formicidae. The record is from RefSeq and is a predicted model, not a curated record. The transcript has 3 exons. The coding region runs from base 27 to 1307 and encodes 426 amino acids.
CCGUUAACGUUAACAAGUACAAACCGAUGCGUGCGGGAUGUCACAUCGAAUUACCGCGCGAAAUAAAAAUGAAGCGAGCUGUGAUCAGUGUACAAUCCAAGGACAAUGCAUGUUUCGCGUGGGCGGUGGUUGCAGCGUUAUGUCCAGCUGACAAACACGCAGAUCGUCAAUCUUCGUACCCACACUAUACAUCGGUGUUAAAUAUGCACGACAUUGAAUUUCCAAUGCGCAUAAACCAAAUUAAAAAAUUUGAACGGUUGAACAAUAUCUCGAUCAACAUUCAUAGUGUGGAAAAGAGAUAUAACAACAUCACAAAGAAAGAAGGAAACGUGGUCGCGCCCAUACGUCUCACGGAACAGAAAAUGGAGAAGCAUGUCAACCUGCUGCAUAUCCCAAAUCCGCGAGAUGAUGAUGACAACGCUGGACACUUCGCAUGGAUCAAGAAUUUGUCCCGACUCAUCAGCUCGCAGCUGAGCAAAAAGGAGCACAAGAAACAUAUUUGCGACCGAUGUUUGCAUUACUUCAGCUCGAGCGAGAAGCUGGAAAGCCAUACCGUCGACUGUGAAAAAAUGAAUAAUUGCGCCUUGCCAAACGAUGAUAACAAAUGGCUCAGCUUCACCAACUACUGCAGGAAGGAGCGGGUCCUGUUUGUAGUUUACGCCGACUUGGAAUGCAUCCUGGAGAAGGCACCGAGGGAAAAACAAACGAGUUCGUAUGCGUAUCAACAUCAUAGCUUCAUCGAUUCGUACAAAUUUCUUAGUUCUAGUCUCGAUAAAUUGGCGUCUUUUCUCAACCACGACAAAUUAAAAAUUGUUCGGUCCGAAUUUUCAAAUUUGUCCGACAUGGAUUUUGAUUUAUUGACGCGAAAGGGUGUCUUUCCGUACGAAUACCUUGAUUGCGCGGACAAGCUGCAGGAUCAGUGUUUGCCACCGCGCGAGUCAUUUUACAGUUCGUUGACGGGUGAUACGGUAUCCGAGAACGAUUACGCGCACGCUGUGAACAUCUGGCGGCGGUUCUCCAUUCAAACCUUGGGUGAAUAUAGCGACUUGUAUCUGAAGACCGAUGUCUUGUUACUAGCCGAUAUUUUUGAAAAUUUCCGCAAUAGUUGUAUCAAAAGUUACGGGUUAGAUCCCGCGUAUUAUUAUACUUCGCCUGGUUUUACGUGGGAUGCUAUGUUGAAGCAUACGGGCGUUAAUUUCGAAUUGCUCACUGAUAUCGACAUAGUUAUGUUCAUCGAGCGCGGUAUUCGCGGUGGUCUCAGUCAAUGUUCCGGUAGAUACGCAAAGGCCAAUAACAAGUACAUGUAG